Molecule: messenger RNA, 1644 nt
Organism: Saccostrea echinata
Lineage: Eukaryota; Metazoa; Mollusca; Bivalvia; Ostreida; Ostreidae
Exons: 7
Coding region: 42-1376 (444 amino acids)
Source: RefSeq, a predicted model, not a curated record
UGUGACGUCAUAGAUAAUUGCUAUGACCGGAAUGUUAAGAAAUGCUAAAGAUAAUUCGACUUUUGCUCUUCAGUCUGAUUCUUGAUGCUUACUGUGAAAAGGUUCUCGCUGACCCCUACGAACCAGCUGAAACCUGGUUCACAACCCGAUCAUCCAGCACAAACCAAACCAAAGGAUCUUUAGCCCCCAGUAAAUCGACACCCUUCAACAAGGAAAGGGAAUACGCUAAAAUCUUGAACCUUAUCCGGGAUGUCAAAAAAUCAUUGGUAAAAAAUAAUGAAAAAGAAAACACAAAAAGCAGACAAGAGGAAAAGGUGAGAGUAAAUAAACAAGAAAAAUCCAAUUUGAAAAGUGUUCCGUUAUUUCCAACACACAAGAUACAAAAUGUACCCGUCAUUGUCAAAAUGCCUCCGCAUCGGAAACAACAAACAACGGAGAUUCAACAGACAUUGCGACAAGCUGAACAUCAGAAGCUUGUAAACCACAUAAGACACCUACUUACUAAAGAGCGUGAGAAAAUACGACUUGGAAAGCAUGAUCCUAGAACAGGUCCAUUUCAUUACGGCCAAGUUCCAAAGCCAAUUAUAAAGACUGAACCAACCGCAGCAGCCACCAAGGAUGAUGAUAUUGCAAAUGACAAAAGGAAAAUAGAAAAGCAGAUUCUUAAAAAUAAGACCCCUUCAACACGCGAGGAUAGCUUAGCUGACCUGUCUGCACUCGUAGACAAGCUUAGAGUUCUGGCUAAUAUAUCAACCAUCCCGAAAGACGCACCAAAGCAUUCUGAGAUGCAACAGAAGACAACAACUAAAGACAAACCACGUGAUAUUAUGGAGGACCAAGCGUUUUGGGCGGGGCUUGUGAUCGGAUGUGGGGUUGCUGCCUUCUGUUUUGCUAUGUGUUACUUCGUGGCAGUAUUGUACCGAACCUUCAGGCGAAAACAUGAUGGCAGUAGAAAAGCCCUUGACCUGAAUUUUAACUGUCCACCGGAGAGUUACAAAGAACGAUAUUCUACGUUUUCUCGAAUGCACGACCCAAAAACCGGCAAGAAGUAUAUAGUAUUAACGGAUGAAACGAACAAUUACUCCAUAAGCAGCUCAGACACCAGCUCUGAGGAGGAAAUCUACAACGCCUCCAGUCAUAGCCCUGUCACUAAACCUGUCCAUAGCCCUGUCACUAAACCUAGUCUUAACGUUAGUAACAGAAGCAGUAUGAAUAGGACCUCCACACCGAUCAAGACCCCCCUUCGACUGACAAGAAGUGCCCCGGGGUCUCCGUCCGUUCGGAGGAAUCUCAGUCAUUCGUGGACCUCACCCCCGAUAUCCCCGCUAGCCAGCGUUACACCUGUGUUUGCUUCCCCGGUCAAACUCCCUGGAUAAUCUUGAUAAAAAAAUUACUCUCACAAAAGUUGAUAAAAAUUAUGUUCUAUUAUGCAUACAUUCAAUGUUCAAAAUGGUGACUCGUUUCUUGAAUUAAAAAAAAAAAAUCAUUCCAAGUAUCGAUGGAUCUCUGUUAGACUGCUCUCUUCUUUUUUAAUGUACUAUGAAAUACUUUUCAAAUAAGACAAUGCUAAAUUUAUGUAUUUUUCUUUAUUUCUAUUUUACAGAGAGUUUACAAAUUAAAAUUUGAUAUUUAAUGUCAAAUUUA